AUGCGCACAUAUUGGGACUUUGACGACGAUUUCGAACGAACUUUGAGAAAGAAGAGGAAGCAGCCAGAACUCAAUCCCUCUAGUUCUAGUUCCGAACCUGAAUCUGAAGCUGAAACGGACUUUGAAGAGGAACAAGACAUGGCUGUAGACAAUCGAACAAUCAAGGAACUUUCAGCCUCUGGAUUGGACACUGCAGUCCCUCUUUGCAUUCAAUACCCUAGGGCAGCUGUAGGUAAGACCGAUGAGUUUGAAUUGAAGUCGAGUUUGCUACAUCACAUUCCCAAAUACCAUGGGCUGUCCAUGGAAGAUCCAAACAAGCAUUUGAAGGAAUUUGAAGUAGUAUGUUCAAGCAUGACACCCAUUAACGUGGAUGGGAAUAUUUUGAAGAUGAAAGCCUUCCCAUUCUCUCUUAUGGACAAGGCUAAAGAUUGGCUCUAUGAACUAGCACCUGGAACCGUUACUUCUUGGGAAAGUAUGAAGAAAGCAUUCUUAGAGAAAUUCUUCCCAACUUCAAGAGUCAUUCUUUUGAGGAAGAAAAUUAGUGGAAUUCAACAAGGCCCGGGAGAAUCCUUUCCAGGGUACUAUGAGCGUUUUAAGACGUUAGUUGCAUCCUGCCCACAACAUCAAAUGAAGGAAGAGCUUUUAAUUCAAUAUUUCUAUGAAGGACUACUUCCACUGGAGAGACAAAUGCUUGAUGCUUCAGCGGGAGGUGCUUUGGUUGACAAAACACCAGUUGCUGCGAAGAUCUUAAUAGCAAACCGAGCUUUGAAUGCACAACAAUACGAAGGAGUUGGAGGGAGAGAUCAUACACGGCCAAGUCCAGUUAAUGAGGUUGUUGAAGGAUCCAAAGUGCAAAGUACAGCCACUUGUAGCGUGUGCUCUAUGCAUGGACACCCCACUGAUCAAUGUCCUCAAUUAAUAGAGAAUGGGGGAUGGGAAAGUGCCAAUGUCGUAGGUUAUCAAGGCCAAAAUCAACCUAGGUAUGACCCGUUUUCAAACACCUACAAUCCGGGCUGGAGAGAUCAUCCAAAUUUGAAGUGGAGGGAGCCUCAACAACAACAAGGCGGAUAUAGACAGCCACCUCCAGGGCUCUAUCAAAGGCCGUUCGCACCACCACAGCCUCACCACAAACUGCCCAAUCAAAUUCAGGUUCGCCAUUGGAUAAUGAUCAAAUGCUUAAAGUACUAA
Prunus armeniaca (apricot) is the source of this 1188-nucleotide messenger RNA. NCBI's taxonomy places the organism in Eukaryota, Viridiplantae, Streptophyta, Magnoliopsida, Rosales, Rosaceae. The record is from the annotation of a GenBank genome assembly.